This is a messenger RNA of Micropterus salmoides (largemouth bass), 3412 nucleotides long. RefSeq names its product BCL2/adenovirus E1B 19 kDa protein-interacting protein 3-like. Lineage: Eukaryota; Metazoa; Chordata; Actinopteri; Centrarchiformes; Centrarchidae. The record is from RefSeq and is a predicted model, not a curated record. Gene Ontology annotation, biological process: mitochondrial outer membrane permeabilization; defense response to virus; positive regulation of apoptotic process. Gene Ontology annotation, cellular component: mitochondrial envelope; nucleus; mitochondrial outer membrane. The coding region runs from base 333 to 1004 and encodes 223 amino acids. The transcript is spliced from 6 exons.
GACCGAUAAUCCACGCUAAUAGUCCAUACAUACCCUACCCUGUACGGGUGUUUUUCUGCUCGUUAUGUAAUUCUACUUCCUCUCUCUCUUUUGUUGUCAACCGGACAACCUGACGUCAUCACCAGCACCGAGGGGGGUGUGAGUGAGCAGCUCGCGGCGGCUGCUGCUUCAAGACCAGCAAAACGGACGAGAAACAAACCGCAGCGGUGCUUUAGCUUAGCUUGCCGCUCUCUGAAAAACAGGGCAGGUCUGAAUGUGUGAAGUUAAGGUAGUGCGCCUUCUGCACUGACUUGAGCCUUUUAAGAAACCCGUCCUGCUCACCAGGCACAACCAUGUCCGACGCUGCUAACACUACAGAAAACAACGGAGACUCUGGGCUAAACGGGUCCUGGGUGGAGUUGGAGAUGAACCGAGGCACAGUCGCAUCAGUCCAGUUGUCCUCCACAGACGGCCCGGCCCCAGGCCUGCUGCCCCUCCCUCAGGUGGAGGAAGAGGAAGCAGAAGCCAUGGUUGGGGGGCUGGAGCACGUUCCGUCAUCAUCCUCGAUCCACAACGGAGACAUGGAGAAGAUCCUGCUGGACGCCCAGCACGAAUCAAGCCGCAGCAACUCCUCCUGUGACAGCCCUCCGCGGCCCCACAGUCCCCAGGAUGACGGACAGAUCAUCUUUGACGUGGACGUGACUGGCAGAAGAGACAGUCAAUCAGAAGAAGAUGUCUUGGACAAGGAGAGGGACAUGGACAUCCUGAUGAAGGACGCAGAUUGGGUUGCUGACUGGUCUAGUCGACCGGAAAACAUUCCCCCCAAGGAGUUUCACUUCCGUCACCCUCGACGCUCUGUAACACUCAGCAUGAGGAAGACCGGGGCCAUGAAGAAAGGAGGCAUCUUCUCCGCAGAGUUCCUCAAAGUCUUCAUCCCCUCGCUGCUACUAUCACACGUCCUGGCUCUGGGGCUGGGAGUCUACAUUGGAAAGAGGUUGAUCACACCACCUGCCAGCUCUUUCUGAACCUGGAACUGAAGAAAAGUGCCUGAGAAAGUGUUGCUGUCAUGAGAAGAACGCCCUCCUCUCCUCCCUCUGUCCCGCCUGCCCCCCCCUCCUCGUCCCUGAGAUAUGACUUGUUCUCAGAUGAAAUGCAUCUACCUUUUCCUCUCUCUCCCCUCCUUCCCCCCCCUUUUUUUCUUGAUUGCUGUUCUCUGACUAUCUGUAGAUAUUCCCUCUCUCCCUCCUCAUAACCUUCACUCAUUUGUAUAAGCUUUUCAAAGGAUGAAUAAGGUCAUAUUUCCUGUUCCCCAGCGAUUGGGUUUGAUUGUUUAUUACGGGUGGGUUUUCAGGGAGGGUCACAGCAUCAAACCAAACUCUUCUACUUCAUACGUUAUCCCAGUGCCCUUUGAUCAUCUGAUAACGAGGGAGGGCUGUCCAGUUUUAGUUUAGUUUUAACUGACCACAGAUUGUGCCACCUACGUGAGUAGCCCAACACUCGAUCUCGAAAGAGUGCGACCAGAUUCAGAGUCAGCUACGCAAACUGAAAAAGUGUUCAUGCCUUUUUUGAAAGAAGCCAUUUUGUUUACUUUCCAUAGGCUACAUAGUUUAAAAAAUAUAUAUAAUUUUACAACAGCGGUGAUUAAGUAGUUUUGAUGAAAGGAGUUUCAAUAGUGGCCAUCAUGAAUUGCACCGGGGGAGUCUCUGGCUCUGUCUGCCAGACGAGGGAGAGAUUUAUGGGACAUUUCUUCACCUUUUCUGUGAUGAAAACGAGAAAUUAAAAUCAUUUGAAAUCUGCAUCUGAAUGAAUAUUUUUGCAAAGUUACAGUAACAGGAAACCAGGGUGUAGAAGUGUGUUGUGCGGGCAGGCAGUGUGGCCCUCUCAGUGUGUACACCAACAGUAUUUUGUGGUUCAGUCUUCUGUCCAUACGGUCUGUGUCGGCUGGUUUGGUCCUGACCUGUCAGUUCCCACUUUUAUUCCAGAUUGGGCUGGAUAUGACAUGGUACAUGGUGCUGAUUUGUUUCUAAUUUUUGUGGAUUUUAAGUGAUUCAAAAAGGUAUCAAAAAAGUGAGAUUUGAAUUAAAGAGAUAUAUUGACAUUUGUUAUUAGGAUGUCUGAGUAAUUUCAUUUGAAAAGUGUUAUAUGAAAGAUAAAUGUAAACUUUCAGAGUUGGUUGGUUGGCUUCAGAUAAUUGUUAUUAAAGGCCAUUUCUUAUGAGCAAAAAUGUCUAGAAAUACUUCCAUCAAGCUGCACAUGAAGGGAACUGAUUCCAGGGUCUGUCUUAGUUUGCGUUCACUUCAUGCGUAAACACAAGGACUUGGCUAGCAUGUUCAGUAACAUCUGCAACAUGUUUGAAAAGCCGAAUCAGACAUCUGCUUCACUGGAGUAUCUCUGAGGUUGGUCUGUGGUCAGUUUUGUCCCAAGUGGACCAGACCUGGUUCAAAUAAUAUUUCAUUUAGAAGUUCAGUUCUUAGUUUUUCUUCCACUAAUUGGCUUGUUGCGGACUACUUUGUUGACAGACGUACAGCUUUUCACCUGAGUUUAAAGAUAAAUAUUAUACUACCUUUUUAUUUUAUUUUUUUUACAUGAAACCUGUGGGGUGAGCUUUCUGACAGAAUCAGCCUGUUGCUCGAUGACCGACAAAAAUGGAUGUUGCUUUGUUGCCUUUUCAAAAAAAUGUUAAAUGAUUUUGUGACUACUGCAUUUCAGUGUGCAAUUUCACAGAGCAAGAAAAGCAUAGACACAAAACAAAGUAACUUCUUCGAGCUCUGACAUUUUUUGAAAAGCAUCGUAACAAGCGUAUGUGAAGUUUUAGUUUGUGGGUCUUUCAUCGACCCCACUAGAGGGCAUAGAUGUGAAAGUAUUUGGAAAAACUACUACUUUUUUUCUGCUUUUGACAGCUCCUUGAAGUAAAGGUAGAACAAGCCUCUCCAUGAAAUAGUUUUGCUACAUAUAUUAUAUGAUCCAGCAGGUCAACCUGUCUUUUUGCUUUACCUCUUAUGAUAGGCUCAUUAACUACCAGCAGUGACUGGGGUACUGUCUCCAUUUCAGCCACAGAGGUACUGCACACGACAUGCAUGUCUCUUGUGUUUUACGUGCAGCGUUUGGCUGCAAUAUUUUGGAUUGUUCUUUACUGUUUGUUUUGUUUUGAGUUGUCUGUUUUGUUUUUUUGUGAGUGGCAGUGGCAGUAAGGUUGUGAACGCACAAAGCGGGAGUCAAGUUUGACACGGUGUGUGAAGAUGAAACUCCCAUUGUUGAUGGCAGGGCCUGAUGUGAAUAGGAAAUGGAAGUGUGGCAAGAGAUUUCCCUCAGACUGCGGUGGUCUAACAGUAGUUAUUGUAAUGAUGCAUUUGCUUUGAUUUUUCUUUUUCCCACUACAUUGGAAAAAAAUGAUAAACAUUUUGUCAUUAAAGAUGACGUGAAUAAAACUUCA